AUGAAUGCAUUACCAAAAUGUGAAGCCAAUUAUGUAUCUCUUACUCCUAUUACUUUCUUGAAGAGAGCCUCUAUGGUUUACGGGGAUCGUAUAUCAAUAAUAUAUGCCGGGGUCCAUUUCACGUGGCAUCAAACUUAUGAGCGGUGUCGCCGCCUUGCAUCAUCUCUCCGAUCACUUAACGUCGGCAAGAACCACGUUGUUUCAGUAUUGGCUCCAAAUAUUCCAGCCAUGUAUGAAAUGCACUUUGCCGUGCCCAUGGCAGGGGCCGUGUUGAACACUAUCAAUACAAGACUAGAUGCUAAGAACAUUGCCACCAUUCUCCGCCAUUCCGAAGCAAAGGUUUUCUUUGUAGAUUACCAGUUUGUGCCUCUGGCUCGUGAUGCCCUUCGGCUACUAAUGGAUGAUAUGCAGAAAUCUGGUUCGCCUGAAAUGUCAAUGCCACUGGUUGCAGUAAUUGAUGAUAUCGAUUCCCCGACCCAAGUCCGAUUAGGCGAGCUUGAGUACGAGGAACUAUUGUAUCAAGGGGAUCCAGGAUAUGUCCCUGGAGAGAUUAAUGAUGAGUGGGAUCCAAUUGCUUUGAAUUAUACAUCGGGCACAACAUCAGCACCUAAAGGAGUUGUGUACAGCCACAGGGGUGCUUAUUUGAGCACUUUGAGCUUAAUAUUAGGCUGGGAAAUGAAGUCUGAACCUGUUUAUUUGUGGUCACUCCCUAUGUUUCACUGCAAUGGCUGGACCUUUACUUGGGGUGUUGCAGCGCGAGGAGGGACCAACGUGUGCAUUCGCAACACGACAGCAGAAGAAAUGUACAAAAGCAUAGCUUUACACAAAGUGACACACAUGUGUUGUGCCCCAAUAGUUUUCAACAUCCUCCUUGAAGCCAAGCCACACGAACUCCGCCAUAUGACCACUACCGUCGAAAUCCUUACCGGUGGUGCACCGCCUCCAGCGCCACUUCUCGAGAAAAUAGAAAGUAUUGGUUUCCACGUCGUCCAUGCCUACGGCCUAACAGAAGCCACCGGACCUGCGCUGGUGAACGAGUGGCAAAAAGACUGGAACAAAUUUCCUCGAGAGGAUCAAUCCAGACUCAAAGCAAGGCAAGGGAUUAGCAUAUUGACACUGGCAGAUGCUGAUGUGAAGGACAUAAAAACUAUGCAAAGUGUACCCCGAGAUGGUAAAACUAUGGGUGAAAUAGUCCUCCGAGGUAGCAGUAUCAUGAUGGGGUAUUUGAAGGACGAAAAUGCGACGUCUAAAGCCUUUCUCGGAGGCUGGUUCGCCACUGGGGAUGUCGGGGUAAUUCACCCCGACGGGUACAUAGAAAUCAAAGAUAGGUCGAAAGACGUGAUCAUUUCUGGUGGGGAGAAUAUUAGUAGUGUAGAAGUUGAGACAGUGCUGUAUCGGCAUCCUAGCGUGCUCGAGGCAUCAGUCGUAGCCAUGCCUCAUCCGAGGUGGGGAGAGAGCCCUUGUGCAUUUGUUACCAUUAAAAAGAAUUACGGGGAUGUUAAAGAAGAAGAUAUUAUCCAGUACUGCCAUAAAAAUUUACCACGUUUUAUGGUGCCAAAGAAAGUGCAAUUCAUGGAAGAUUUACCUAAAACUUCCACUGGAAAAAUUCAGAAAUUUCAGUUGAGAGCUUUUGCAAAGACUAUUGCUAUUUCAGAGAAUGGAAAUUCAUCCAACAAGAAGUCAACUCAAGUCAACCGGGAACAACCCAGAUAUUACCAUCAAACUGGGUCGCAGAUUCUGGCUUCGUCUCGGUUGUAA
This is a messenger RNA of Fraxinus pennsylvanica, 1758 nucleotides long. NCBI's taxonomy places the organism in Eukaryota, Viridiplantae, Streptophyta, Magnoliopsida, Lamiales, Oleaceae. The record is from the annotation of a GenBank genome assembly.